AUGGCAGAAUCCAGCACAAGUAUGGAUAAUACAGGAAAGUCACCCCCGCUCAAGCGACGGAAGGUUCGCAGUGGCACCCAAAGCUGCUGGGAGUGCAAGCGGCGGAAGACCAGAUGCACCUUUGCGGCGCCCAACGAAUCCGUAUGCGAUGGCUGCAGGAGCCGCGGGGUUAAGUGCAUCGGCCAGGACUUUGAUGAUGGGGCAGUGGAAAAGGGUGACAAGGCCGGAGGCCGGAGCCGGGCUGAGACGGUGGCUGAGAGGCUGUCCAUGCUGGACGCGAGCGAUCUGAGCAAUCCGAAAAUUCAGGACGGCGAGGGCGCAACAGGAAAGAAAGCAAGCUCCCCUGCGGACGCCAGGACAGACACACCCCAGGUGAACAAGAGACACAAUGACUUGUGUCGAGCCCUCCUCGAGGUGUGGCCGGAACAAGAAGAUCUAGAUGUUAUACUCGAUGCCCCUAUCGACCAUGUCCCGCCUGGUGGAGACUGCAUGCAAAUAGUGACGAGCGACGACGAGCUCGUCAGCUCCCUCGAAGGAAUUGAAUGCAUCAUGAUUGAGGCGAUGUAUCACAACAACGCGGGUAACCUUCGACAUGGAUGGGUAACUCACCGCCGAGCGAUGACGAUAGCUCAGAUGCUAGGGCUUCACCGCGGCACGGCUGCAUCUGCCACGUUGCUUGACGUCCGCAAUCGAGGCCGUACCGACCCGGAACACAUGUGGUGCCGUCUCAUCAUCUCCGAUCGUUACCUCUCGCUGAUGCUGGGCCUGCCGCAGGCCUCUCUUGAGAACCCAUUCGAAUCCCCACAGGCCCUCGAAAGUUGCACCCCCAUGGAGCGAACGGAGCGAAUGGAGUCAAUCGUGGGUGGACUCAUCCUGCAGCGUAACGGGGCUGAUCUACAUAACCUGGUCAAGACACAAGAGGCCGAUAAACUUCUUCAGGAGGCUGCAGCCUCGAUGCCACCCCAAUGGUGGGUAGCCCCUUGCGUCGCAGCUGCCGCCGGCCAUGAAAGCGAGGAGCUUUAUGAGACCACCAUCCGGCUGAUGAACCAAUUCACGCAUUACCACCUGCUAGUGCAGCUGCAUCUGCCGUACCUGCUUCAACCCUCAGAUGAGAGGAAAUACGAUUAUAGCAAGGCCACAGCCGUGAUGGCCAGCCGGGAAAUUCUCACGCGCUUCGUGUCGUUUCGUGGUUCGGUCUCGGUUGCGGCAUACUGCAGAGGGGUUGACCUUCUUGCGUUCAUUGCAAGCACGGUAUUGACCCUUGUGCACAUCGAUGCUCGUCGCCAGCAGCGGGUUAGCGGAAGUGAAUGCGGCAAUGCUCUUCACAUGGUUGCACACCAGCGGCUGAGCGACCGUGGACUGCUCGAGCAGACGCUCCAGUGUAUUUUGAAGAUGGCCGAGAGCGAAGAGGACGCUAUGGCCUACAAGAUCCCCAUUAUACUCAAGCAAUUGCUCGCCAUCGAAGACAAUGCCGCCAAGGACGACUCGUACAGUACCACGAUUUCUUCGGAGCCGGGAGUGCCGGAGUCACAAUACGGUGACAAGCCCGAAUCAGAAGCCCGGGAACAGAGGGAUUCCGACUUCAGCCAAAUCGGACUUGACACGGCAACCUUGCUGGUUCCGGGACUGACAGCAGAUGUAGAUGAUUGGGCGUUGCAGGGCGUGGAUAUGGCCUUGUUUGACAACCUGAUUCGAGGAGCUGCGGAGCCGAGUGCGGACCCAGCGUAG
Molecule: messenger RNA, 1728 nt
Organism: Diaporthe citri
Lineage: Eukaryota; Fungi; Ascomycota; Sordariomycetes; Diaporthales; Diaporthaceae
Exons: 4
Coding region: 1-1728 (575 amino acids)
Biological process (GO): DNA-templated transcription; regulation of DNA-templated transcription
Molecular function (GO): zinc ion binding; DNA-binding transcription factor activity, RNA polymerase II-specific; DNA binding
Source: RefSeq, a predicted model, not a curated record